Molecule: messenger RNA, 555 nt
Organism: Aureobasidium vineae
Lineage: Eukaryota; Fungi; Ascomycota; Dothideomycetes; Dothideales; Saccotheciaceae
Source: the annotation of a GenBank genome assembly
ACUUCUUCUACCCAUCCUCCUACCAUGUCAGAUCCAUCAAUCUACACAUAUCCGUCUCCUCUAGAGGGAUAUGGAAAUCUGCCGCCCCUUUCAGACGAGAAGAAUGCAGAUGGCAAGUCCUACGUAAACCCGCCAGCAGCCAACCCAAGUCCUGCAUAUGAGUCCUUCGUCUCUCCCAUCACGAACGACGAACGUGGUGGUUUCGACGUCCACGUCUACUUCCAGCAAAACAUCGAUUCCGAGGUCAAAUUUGCAACCGAGCUGUGGGAGCGUAUUCGAAGAGAGGUCUGGGAUAAACCAAUUGGUCCGCAUCCCAUCGCCAUGUUCGAAGUCAAUUUGUUUACGCCUGCCCAAUUCGGUGCCUUCAUCCCAUGGUUGGUCAUCAACAGGGGUCCCUUGUCUGCAUUGUUGCAUCCAAACACCGGAGACGACAUUCGAGAUCACACGCAACGUGCUACUUGGCUCGGUCAGCCUUUUCCUCUGCAGAUCGGUUUGCUCAGACGGUUGCUAGAGACGAGGGCCCAAGCGGCUCAGAACAAUCAACAGGUAAAUUAA